Messenger RNA from Cotesia congregata, 492 nucleotides. The record is from the annotation of a GenBank genome assembly. Lineage: Eukaryota; Metazoa; Arthropoda; Insecta; Hymenoptera; Braconidae.
CAAUAUCUAAAAAUCGAAGGUGAAACAUGGUUCGUAGACGAAACUGGCACGGCAGUAGUUUGGAUUGUGAACACAAAUAACGUUACCGUCAACAACAGCGGAAGUGGAGCAGGUUUUGUCGGGAUUCAAACCCCCACAACCUACUUCAUGAGCGUCUAUCUCUCACCUAUCGAAGGGAUUAAAUACAGUGGCAGUGAUCACCAGUUCGUGACAUUCAACGUUGCAUUGGCAUCUGCUCCGGUUUCACAACGCGACCUUUCUAAGCGGAAGUGGAAUGCCAGAAGGCUUGGUCUAGAGGCAUUGCGAGCUUCACUUCCACGGAGCUGGUCUAUCCUUCAGAACAACCCGACUUCGGAUGCCUGCAGCGAGACGGAAAAGAUAGUGCUAAAUACGAUGAAGGAGAUUACUGCCGCAUGUGAGGCCUUUAUGCCGCGGCUGAAAAAUCAGAGUUUCCACAGGCCGACGUACUGGUGGUCAACAGACAUAGCAUAA